CGGUUCUCAGACAUAGUGCCGACUGGACGGAAUAAUAAAAAAAUAUAUAUUUAUUUCAAACAUUAACAAUGCCGCCGAUAGCUGUGCCUAACGAGGCACCAAAGAAAUCGCUUCGUGUUGCUCUUAUAGGUCAGAGCACCUUUGCCGCGGAGGUUUUUAAAUUACUUCAAAAAGAUGGUCAUCAAGUGGUUGGUGUCUUCACAGUGCUAGACAAAGGCAAUAGAGAAGACCCCCUGGCUACAAUUGCAGUAAAAAAUAACGUCCCAGUGUUCAAAUAUAAAACAUGGAGAAUAAAAGGAAAAGUGAUCCCAGAAAUUCUAGAAGAAUACAAAUCGGUGAAUGCAGAGCUAAAUGUUCUCCCAUUCUGCACCCAGUUCAUUCCGAUGGAAGUCAUAUUAUUCCCUAAAUAUCAGAGCAUUUGCUACCAUCCAAGUAUCUUGCCUAGACACCGUGGCGCUUCUUCUGUUAACUGGACUCUUAUCGAGGGUGACACAACAUGUGGUCUCUCUAUAUUCUGGGCUGAUGAUGGUUUGGACACUGGCCCCAUUCUGCUUCAGAAAUCUUUCCCCUGUACCAUUGAUGACACCGUGGACACAAUUUACAAUAGAUAUCUCUAUCCAGAAGGUAUAAAGGCAUUAGGAGAAUCAGUAAAUAUGGUUGCUAAUGGAACGGCACCAAAAAUCACACAAACUGAAGAAGGAGCUACUUACGAUCCCGCUCUAUUCAAGCCAGAGACACACCAGAUCGACUGGAGUAAAGGUGGUGUCGCCUUACAUAAUUUCAUCAGAGGAUUGGAUUCAUCACCCGGUGCAACCACUUUUAUUAAGCCACAAACCAAAGACGGGGUUAAUGAGGGGAGUGAAGCUAAUAUAGAAAUAAAGUUUUUCGGAUCAUCUCUUUGGGAAGGCGAGUAUGAAACAGAAGGAGAUAAAAUCUAUAUUCCUGGACUAAAGAAACCCGCUGUUAUUCAUGAAGCUGGUUUAUUAAUCACAGCAAAUGAUGGUAUCAAGUUAAAUAUUCAGAGAUUAAAAGUAAAUGGGAAAAUGAUUGGUGCACAGAACUUCUUCAAGACUAAUGAGAACAAAGUAUCAUUAGAAUUAACAGAAGAAGAAAAGCAAUUCGUUGAAAACGCAAGAAACGUUUGGAAAGCAAUCCUUAGAAUUGAUAUUGAAAGUGAUACCGACUUUUUCGAAUCUGGUGCUGGAUCUAUGGAUGUAGUAAGAUUAGUAGAGGAAGUUAAAGAUAUUGUCAAUCUAGAAUUACAGAAUGAAGACAUUUACAUGAAUACAACGUUUGAAGAAUUCUACACAGUAGCAAUUCUAAAGGCGAGAGGAGGUUCAGGAAAUCAAGAAAUCGUUUAUGACGGUGUUGAACUCGAAGUAAAUAAAAUGAAAAUCAAAUUCCCCACACAAUUAUUCAUCAAUGGCGAAUUUGUGAACGCUGAUAGUGGAAAGAAAUUAACGUUAAUAAAUCCUAGUGACGAAUCUGUUAUAUGUACAGUAGAAAGCGCAUCCAAAAACGAUGUAGACAAGGCCGUUAAAGCAGCGCAUAAAGCUUUCGAAGAGGGUGAAUGGUCUAAAAUUAGUGCCAGGGAACGAGGACAAAUAUUAUUUAAGUUAGCAGACUUAAUGGAACAACACAAAGAGGAACUAGCAACUAUCGAAUCAAUAGACUCCGGUGCAGUUUAUACAUUAGCUUUAAAGACCCACAUAGGAAUGUCAAUAGAAACAUGGAGAUACUUCGCGGGGUGGUGUGACAAGAUCCAAGGCUCUACCAUACCUAUCAACCACGCGAGACCAAACAGAAAUUUGACGAUGACAAAGAAAGAGCCCAUUGGUGUUUGUGCUUUGAUCACACCAUGGAAUUAUCCUUUGAUGAUGCUGUCAUGGAAGAUGGCUGCUUGUUUGGCGGCUGGAAAUACUGUUGUUAUGAAGCCGGCUGCUGUAUGUCCACUAACAGCGCUCAAAUUCGCGGAGCUGUGUGUGCGGGCGGGAGUGCCCCCGGGAGUAGUCAACAUCCUCCCCGGUAGCGGGACAGUGUGCGGACAGGCAUUGGCCGACCAUCCCCUCGUGAGGAAACUGGGUUUCACAGGCAGUACUGAGAUCGGAAUAUCGGGUAUGGGUUCAGUAUUCUUUAACAAAGGUGAAAACUGCAUCGCUGCGGGUCGCCUCUUUGUAGAGGAAUCGAUACACGAUGAAUUUGUGAGAAGAGUUAUUGAAGAAACCAAGAAAAUGAGUAUCGGCGACCCCUUGAACAGAGGCACAGCGCAUGGACCUCAGAACCAUAAAGCACAUAUGGAUAAAUUAAUUGAGUUCGUAGAGCGAGGUAUACAAGAUGGCGCCAAGUUAGUGUAUGGAGGCAAGCGUGUGGACAGACCGGGUUAUUUCAUGGAGCCGACCAUAUUCGUUGACGUCACUGAUGACAUGUGGAUCGCGAAGGAAGAGUCCUUUGGUCCAAUCAUGAUUAUUAGCAAGUUUAGCAGCAAGAAUAUCGAUGACGUGAUCCGCCGCGCAAACAACACGGAAUACGGUCUAGCGAGUGGUGUGUUCACAAAGGAUGUGUCGAGAGCGAUGCAGUUCGCCGAAAAGAUAGAUGCAGGAACGGUGUUCGUCAACACUUACAAUAAGACCGAUGUGGCCGCGCCUUUCGGUGGCUUCAAGCAGUCUGGCUUUGGAAAAGAUUUAGGUCAAGACGCUCUCAACGAAUACCUCAAAACAAAAACAGUUACAAUAGAAUAUUAAGAAAAUAGAGUACAAUAAAUAUACCGUAUUUAAGAUUUAUAAAUGUAAUGUAUUUUUAAUAAAUGCUCAUUUA
Molecule: messenger RNA, 2814 nt
Organism: Zerene cesonia (dogface butterfly)
Lineage: Eukaryota; Metazoa; Arthropoda; Insecta; Lepidoptera; Pieridae
Product: cytosolic 10-formyltetrahydrofolate dehydrogenase
Exons: 15
Coding region: 69-2741 (890 amino acids)
Biological process (GO): 10-formyltetrahydrofolate catabolic process; one-carbon metabolic process; biosynthetic process
Cellular component (GO): cytoplasm
Molecular function (GO): formyltetrahydrofolate dehydrogenase activity; aldehyde dehydrogenase (NAD+) activity
Source: RefSeq, a predicted model, not a curated record